UCAGAGUGCUCACAUAAUGUCACCUGUCUGCUCCUCUUUGUAUCAGCAGGUAAAGGCGUGGCCAGGCUCAUUCGUGGCAGUUACCCGAGAGCAACAAGAUUAAAGGACGCUGCUGGCGGCGUCGACUUUAAUCUACUCAGAAGAAAACAAACAUGGUGAAACAAAGCAGACAGCCCAGUCCAGUUGUCCCACUCCAGGCUGGACCUGGUGAGGGGGACACUGGCGGCCUGUUGGACGUUAACCUCAGAAUCGGUGAAGGGACAUCUCGUGCCUUCGCCCGCCAACUGGCUGCCAUCGGGGACCAGAUGGACCGGGAGUGGACAAGCAGGCGGCGAAACCGGCUCCCGACUCCUCUACGCAUGCUGAGACCUGCUCAGGUCCUGACCAGGACCAUGUAUCGGGAUUUCCACAACCAGUUAUGGGGCUUCCACGGCCUCUCUGCUGCAGUGAAGUCCUGGAUACUGAGCACCGCGCCUGGGCAGGGUCUCUUCAGAGCUGAGGCCUGGACAGCCUGGGUUUCCAGUUUCAAACCAAUUACCAGCACUGAUUGGACCAGAGGAGCCCUGGUGACUGUGGCACUGGUGGCUGCAGUGACCCUUCUCGGUGCCUUAUGGAUGGAGUGGAAACCUUAAAGAGCCAAAAUAAUAAUGACUUUUCCACCAUUAUUAUAUUUGUCAAGAAAAAAAGUUUGCAGGCGAGUGAUAAUA
Platichthys flesus (European flounder) is the source of this 707-nucleotide messenger RNA. It is a transcript of the gene bik, whose product is annotated as BCL2 interacting killer. The transcript is spliced from 6 exons. Bases 153 to 632 code for a protein of 159 amino acids. NCBI's taxonomy places the organism in Eukaryota, Metazoa, Chordata, Actinopteri, Pleuronectiformes, Pleuronectidae. The record is from RefSeq and is a predicted model, not a curated record.